Messenger RNA from Suillus discolor, 1263 nucleotides. RefSeq lists its product as uncharacterized. The record is from RefSeq and is a predicted model, not a curated record. Lineage: Eukaryota; Fungi; Basidiomycota; Agaricomycetes; Boletales; Suillaceae. The coding region runs from base 1 to 1263 and encodes 420 amino acids. The transcript is spliced from 3 exons.
AUGCAGACUUUUACCAGCACUAGCCAACCGCUGGCUGCUGACUUGGAGACCCACCCCAAUAAUUCUGAAAAUGCAUACCUCGACUCUGUACUAUUGCAGCCUUCGCUAUCACAGCCCAUGUACUACGGUCACCAGCUUGAUGGACAGGCCCAAGCCUCUGGUUCCACAUCGCAUCAGACUCAUCUACUCCCCCACACUAAUGUCCCGAUCGACUACGACGUCAAUCUCUAUGAUCCCUCUACCAAUCCAUAUGCGGCUGUGGCAGUAGUGCCAAUGCCAUGGUACAUCCCUAGUUACCCUCAAGUGCAGAUCCCACCGCAUCUCCUGGGCUAUGACCAGCAGCCCGCCAACCAUCAGCUCUACGGAAAUAUCGACCCUCCCGUGUUUAUGUGCCCUCCAGGCGACCAAGUGCCAGAGAUACACGAUGUUGUUGCAGACGUUGAUCCUACUCCAACUGCACAUUCUCACAUCAUGUCUGUGCAACCGCGCUAUCCUUCAUCAAACAUUAGCACCUUCCUCCCUGAAUUUAAGCUUCCAACCCUUUCCAUGGACGGCGAUGUCUUAUUACCUCCAGGCGUUGAAGACGAGGGUUCCCGAGAGCCCGUUCCAAAUGUGUUUCUACCAUCAGAUGUCAAAGACAAGUCUUUUGAAGAGCCCAUCGCAGGUGCAGAAAACCCUGAAGACGACUUGAUGUUUCGUCAUUAUUGGGGGCCGAGCGACCGGCGAGGAAGGAAGCGUGCAGUCAAGUGCUCAACGCAACCUGAUCUUUUAUUCGACGACAAAAACAAGCUCCACCAACGGAUUGUGAAGUCUGCAAAGAGAGAAAUAAUGAAACAUGCACUCAAUAGCGCUGCCUUGAUGGAGGAGGGAGAUAGAGUGACGUUGGUUGACAAGAAGUUGGAGCAGGCAGCCAAAAACAUAAUAGGUGAAAAGCAGGGAAUCGCAUGGGUGUCACGCAAUUCCGGGUCGCUGUACAUGAUGUUGUCUGAGCCGUGCAAAAACAUCAUGCAAAUGUGCAGAAAACACGCGUCCAAUUUAGUCCUCGAUGGAUUCGACCUACGUCUUUCAAUAUGGUCAGAAGCCUCUGAAAAUACGCACCAGGAAGCUAUACUUGCGGAGCUCCUUGACAAUCAGGUCUUCCCUCCCAGAUUUCUCAUGGCGCUGGGUGCGGACAACGAAUGGCACUUCCUUGAAAACAAGGUCGUGCUCAACAUUAUCUUGGACACAGUUCGUGAGCUUGACCUCCUUUGGUACCUAGAAUAA